AUGGGUGACUCUCUGCAGUGGUUUAAAGCUGCCAAGCGGGGGGAUCUCGAGUUCAUCAAGCAAAAUUUCCAGAUGAUGAAGGGCCAGAAAAACAAGCAAGAGAUGACUGCGCUCAUGUGCGCAGCAAAGUACGGGCGGCUAGACGUUGUCACGUUUUUGUUGGAGGCUGAAUCCAGGAUAGUAACGAACACCACGGCCCUUUUACUGGCUGUACAGGCGCAGAACUACUCUGUAGCGAAAUGCCUGGCACCACUUGAAUAUGAUUUAACGACAUCUGAUGGCCGGACAGCCUUAAUGCUAGCCGCCUCUGAUUGCGAUACUGUGUUUGUUACAAUGCUUCUUGCGUAUCUCGGUAAUGAAAACGACGUUUAUUGGAAGACAGCGCUUGAGUAUGCAAUUUUGGGCUCCAAGCAACGUAACCUGCAAAUUCUCAUUGAGUCCGAUAAGUUCACUCCCAAGCAGAUACAAACAGCAUACUACUACUCCCUGACUGUCACUAACAAUGUGGAGAUGCGUUCUUAUCUCAAGACUGAAGCUGGAAGCAGAGGUGCUCCUGUUAGUCAAACCAACUCUGCCUCCGUAAGCCUCAGUGCGAGCAUCAAUGACGAGUGCGUGGAGAUGAUCAAUAACGAUCUCGACAGGAUAAUAGCAGUCAAUAGAGAGCAGGAGCAGACCAUACAGAAGCUUCAGGAGAAGAUAGCAUACUUUGAAGAGCAGGAGGACAAGCUCAAGUCCACAAUUGCAGAUGAAUAUGCACGCCAGCAAACAACGGACUGUGCCCUGGGCUCCAUACUCAGGCAAAUCCAGUUGGAACUGAGCAAAUUACCAUACACUAUCACCCCCACUUCCAUUGCCUCUCCAGAAGACCUUGUCAAAGUUAUAACUGUUCUCGUAGAACAGAGCGCUGCCCGUAGUAUUGCUUGGGAUUUAGUAGUAGAUGAGCUCAAGAAGGUCAGGGAAUCAGUGAGGCAAACUCAACUAGAGCUGAAGCGUUACUCAGAUGCAAUGUCUGAAUCAUUUAGAGAAGGAACUAAUCUAUUUGCGCAAUUGCAGCGAAAUAUAUUAGGUACACGAUCAGAUAAGGACCGAUUGAAUAUGGAAUAUGAACAAAAAAUUAAGAGUCUAGAAGCUGCGCUGGAUCUUGCUAGAAAAACAAUCGAUGAGUUGCGUGCCGGUGGGAUGCCAGGAGCUCAGAAAUCCACGUGCGAUAAGGAAAUUUAUGUAUGGUUCCCCAUUCAACAGAGACAAUUAGCGCGGCCAUCUAUCGAGCCAAUUGUUACCUCAUUGAUGCAAUCUGUUCGAAGCAUCUCCAGCCGUACUAGCCGGAAUAGAAAUACAACGCCGCACAAGCCCCAACAAAUGCAGGCGCUUGGUGCACCCUCGACGUGGGAAGUGGACCAAAAGUCAUUCAGAACUGCUCGAGCGAAUGCUCCUACUGGUCGUAGCAGUCUCUCAGGCGAAAAGGAGCAGCAAGAGGCAUCUACACAUUCGCCACACUUUAUUGUUGCAUCGCGCGUACAAACGCAAUCUCCAAUAUCCCCGCAAGACAUAGCGCUCAGAGCGUCUGUUGAGCAUGUUCCAGCACUAACACAUGAGCUAUCUGCUUCGUCCGUCCUCGCAUCAAAUGCCUCUCCACGUCAGUCCGUUGGGAGCUCAUCUCGGCAACAGCUGCUUGUCGAUGACAAUGGAGUUACGACCCUCAUGGAAGCAGCAAAGAACGGUGACGUUGCUGGAGUCAAGACGGCUAUGAGCCAAUUGAAGUGCUACAACAACGAAGGUUUUACCGCCCUAAUGAUCCUCGCCCAACAAAGCCCCAUUACCAAAGGACACAUAGACGUACUUAAGAUACUAGCCCCACUAGAGGGUGGCAUGUCCGUCCAAUCUGGAAAGCAAGCUGGAGCUACCGCUCUGAUGCUGGCUUUGGAGGCCAAGAAUUUUUCUGUUGCAGAGGGGCUUCUAGACAUUGAGGCAGGGCAUCAGCGGGAUAACGGGAUAACAGCGCUAAUACUGGCAACCUUCCAUAACAAUGAAGGAAUAGCUACGCGCCUCAUUGAGGCUGAGGGGAAGCUCCUUAAGCAGGGAAUUCAGACGCCGCUUAUGAAUGCUGCCAGCCACGGAAACAUAGGCCUAGUGAGAAAGCUCUUGUUCCAGGCAAAGCGAGUCAAGCAGGGCGGAUGGACUGCGCUGAUGAUGGCGGCUCAGAAAGGACACGCCUCCGUUGUCGAGCUUUUGGAACCUUAUGAGGCUGGUAUGCAGAAAGACGACGGUACGACUGCUUUGCUGCUUGCGGCCAAUAGUGGUUUUUUGGAGGCUGCGCGAAUCCUGGCCCCAAAAGAAGCAGGUCUAUUCCACCUCAAGGGCCACUCCGCCCUCCUUCUUGCCGCGCGCUCUAAUUAUCACGAGAUAGUGAAGCUACUAUUAUCAAAGGAGGCGGGGAUACCGGCACGCAACACGGUGACUGCCCUCAUGUAUGCAAGUCAAAAGGGGCACGUAGAGACUGUGCAGCUCUUGUUGGACUACGAGGCUGGGAAAAUGUCUGAAGACCAAUGGACAGCCCUGAUGUACGCAGCACUAAAUAAUCAGAGCGAGGUUGUCAGGCUUUUGGCCCCAAAGGAAGCAGGGAUGCGCCGGGACAGGUACACCGGAGCCACAGCCAUGAUAAUUGCCGCAGAACACGGAGCAGCCGAGUCGGUUGCUGUUCUAGCUGACUAUGAGGCAAAGUGUGUCGACAAGGUCGGUUGCACGGCUCUGAUGGUGGCUGCCCAGCGAGGUCAAACUGCCGUGGUCAGAAUCCUGUGCGACAAAGAGAGCGGCAUGCAGACACCAGAGGGUAUCACUGCACUGAUGCUUGCAAUCCAAUACAGCCACCGGGAUUGUAUUCAGAUACUUUAUAAACAAGAGUGUAAUCUGCACGCAGCAGACGGAAGCAGCUGCACCCACUACUGCGUCAGCACUGAUGAUUUUCAAUUCGUGCAAUCCCUCGCCCAGUCCUCCUGA
This is a messenger RNA of Giardia duodenalis, 2997 nucleotides long. RefSeq names its product Ankyrin repeat protein 1. The record is from RefSeq and is a predicted model, not a curated record. The transcript has a single exon. Bases 1 to 2997 code for a protein of 998 amino acids. Gene Ontology annotation, molecular function: protein binding. NCBI's taxonomy places the organism in Eukaryota, Fornicata, Diplomonadida, Hexamitidae.